Paramuricea clavata is the source of this 1329-nucleotide messenger RNA. The record is from the annotation of a GenBank genome assembly. NCBI's taxonomy places the organism in Eukaryota, Metazoa, Cnidaria, Anthozoa, Malacalcyonacea, Plexauridae.
AUGGAGAGUGAGCUGCUGGUAACAGCAACAGAGACAAAGAAAAAGUAAGAAAUUUUGAACAGGCAAUUCUAAUGCUGUAAUUUUAUGAAGAGUAUUUUUUAUAUUGACUGAUCACUAGUAUAUUAAAAUGUAAUACAAAGUGGGUGGGUAGAUGCAGUGCCGUAGCCAGAACGAUAAUUGGGGGGGGGCACAUAUUCAUAUAUUCGUGUUCUGCUUUAUUAAUUUCUUUUGAAAUCAGUUGUUUUUAUGGUAUGUGAACACGAAUAUAUGAAUAUGUGCCCCCCCCCAAUUAUCGUUCUGGCUAAGGCACUGGGUAGAUGAGGGCACAAGGCACAUUUCCAGACAUACAGUAUCAACACAAUCAUCCCCUUUCAUAACAAGUAAAAUCUGUCUGGUAUUAGACAGAGAAGAAGCAUUAUAAAGAAGUGAUGUAAUAAACCCAUGUAAACUAUGUAAUAUUAAUUUAAUAAUAUUACACAAUUAGGGCAUGAGUGGAUGCUUUAAUAAACUUCUUUACAUAUUUAAAAUUGUAGGGCUGUGGUAGUGUGGAAUGAGAAAAAUGAUCUCAUCAUGUUGCGUGAAGUCGCUGCAGACGGGUUACUUCAACACAAGGCUGGGUCUCGAGAGAGAGGAGCCGGAUGGCAAGCUGUUGCAAAUAACUUAAGUAGCAGCUUGACGUCUGGCUCUGAAGUAACAUCAAGAGCGGUUCGUGACCAUUUUACCAUAAUUGCAAAGAGGCAUCAAGCUAAGGUUGCAAAAGAAGAGAGGGGAACUGGUUUAGGAGGAGAAGAACUGACAGAAAGAGAAGCAUUGUUGGAAGAAUUGGUUGAUAUUCGUGAUGAGACUGAGAGGAGAGUAGAAGAAGAAGCUGGUGUAAGGAGAGGGAAUGCUGAAGCAGAAAGAUCACAAGCAUUGGAAAUGAGGGAGAGAGCAAUGGAAAGAUAUGGAGAGACUAGGCAGAGAUUGCAAGGAGAAUUGGGGCAAUACAAAACACCACCAGAAAAGAAGAGAAGAAGUUCAUCAGAAAUGUUUGAUUGGCUAAAGGAAAGGGCGUUGAAUGAGCGGACAUCUAGAGAGAAAGAAUUGGAGGAUAAAAGAGAAGAGAGAGAAGCUUUGAAAGAGGAAAGAAACAUUUUAAUUGAACAGAUGAAAGCAUCUCAAACCCAGUGGCAGCAUCAGCUAUUGCAAGUUCAAGAGCAGCAACAGCAGCAAAACCAGCAACAACAGCAGCAGUUUGGCAUGCUUCAUCAGCAGAUGUUAUCAAUGAUGCAACAACAACAACAACAAACACAACUAUUGGCUUCGUUAUUGAGCAACAGAGAUAAAUGA